This is a messenger RNA of Laccaria bicolor S238N-H82, 1116 nucleotides long. RefSeq lists its product as uncharacterized. Lineage: Eukaryota; Fungi; Basidiomycota; Agaricomycetes; Agaricales; Hydnangiaceae. The coding region runs from base 1 to 1116 and encodes 371 amino acids. The transcript is spliced from 6 exons. The record is from RefSeq and is a predicted model, not a curated record.
AUGGACUCCCUUUUACGAUGGUCAAUCGAGAAUUCCACUCCGCUAGACAGCGCGCCUGGCGAUCGUCCACCUGUUCAGAGGCAGGAUCUAAACCCGGAGAUCAUUGACAUGAUAUUAGGCAAGCCCGAUGCAGAGUUGAUGAAGGAGGAUAUGGCCGUUGCGAUUGAUGCUACUCGGAGCGAGGACGACCGGAUAAAUGCUUUGGACCACCUUGAGAUGUUGAUUGAACAGAUUGAUAAUGCCAAUAACCUCGAAAAAUUGCGGCUUUGGGAACCACUGCAGUCCAUAUUGACUUCCGACGCCUCUUUAGAAAUUAGAAUGCAGGUGCUUUGGGUCAUUGGGACAUCUGUCCAAAACAAUCCAGCAGCACAAGAUGUAUACCUUAAAUACCAACCCCUCCCCACCCUCGUCUCCUUCCUCACCCCAUCGCCCUCCUCGACACUACAAAUCCGUUCUAAAGUCAUAUACGCGCUUUCUGGGCUUCUGAAGCAUAACGCUGCUGCCGUCGUAGAACUCGGCAGGCCGGAAGUCGAUGGGUGGGCAAAGUUGCGCGAAGCCCUCCAAGAUCCCGAAAUUUCCGUUCGCCGAAAGACAAUAUUCCUCUUCCACUCCCUCCUCAUCCCAACCUCCCCCUCGGACUUACUCCUCCACCUACCAAAACUCAUUGAAGACGACCCAACCCACCCGCCUUCCGCUACUGACGGCCCAAGCCUUCUAACACCUGACGACCAACCCGCCUCGGCUGCACCGAUCCACCCCAACUCACACGCAGCGCAUCUCGCUAACCCAAGUCGGACCAAUACAUGCCAGUAUACAUUCACUGCGCUGCGUGAGCACAAUAUACUGGACGCGGUCAUCAACGCCGUGACGUCCCCAGUGCCCUUUGGUGAAGACGGAGAGAACGUGGAGGCCGACCCAGAUUUUGAAGAGAAGGGUGUAAGGUUGCUUCAGACAUAUGCUGUUACGUGUGGUGGUGCUCUCUCGCGUACACAAAAGGCAACCCUCAAGACAUGGUUCGAGGCAGAAAGGAAAGCGAAGGGAAGUGAGGAUGAAUUGCUGUCGAGUUGGAAUUUUACGGCUGCAGAAUUCAAGGAACUCAUUGGACGACUAAAUUAG